Molecule: messenger RNA, 576 nt
Organism: Mesorhabditis spiculigera
Lineage: Eukaryota; Metazoa; Nematoda; Chromadorea; Rhabditida; Rhabditidae
Source: the annotation of a GenBank genome assembly
AUGAACAGACAGAAAUCGAUCUCGCCACCGUUUCGACGCCAUUUGGAGAAUCUGCUGGCGGGCGGGGCCCGGGUCGUGUCCGUGACGGUCGAAUCCAAGGGGGUCAAGCUGGUUUCGGGCCUUACUGCCGCCAAAUCUACGCAAGAACGUACACCGGAUACUUCGCAAGACAGCAAGGACUGGCGAAAGAAUCACCGCAGCGUCUCCCCGCCUCGCUGCCAGAGGUCGGCCUGUAGAGGGCAACGGACUCUUUCCAGGGAACAGUACGAGGUGAGGAAGCAGGAGCUGAACCAAUGCGUCGCCAACCUGGACACGUCGGCUUCGGACGACUCGCGCACCGACGAGCUUUUCCCCUCGGCCCGCAUCUAUGACCCGAUGAACCCGACGCGCGGGGUUAGCCUUUGUGAUCUGCAGAGUGAGAUGAACGAUUCGUCGAGUGUGGGCUUUCCGGUCGCCAGCUCCACCAAGAUCCAUGACGACGAAGACUCGUCAUCAAAUCGGCAGCUGAGCACGGUGCUCUCGCGCGACUCCAUCUUCACCAUCACCGAAUACGAAGCGUAUUAUCAAAAUCGCCGU